Aureobasidium namibiae CBS 147.97 is the source of this 2088-nucleotide messenger RNA. RefSeq names its product putative MFS phosphate transporter. The transcript has a single exon. Gene Ontology annotation, biological process: transmembrane transport. Gene Ontology annotation, molecular function: transmembrane transporter activity. Gene Ontology annotation, cellular component: membrane. Lineage: Eukaryota; Fungi; Ascomycota; Dothideomycetes; Dothideales; Saccotheciaceae. The record is from RefSeq and is a predicted model, not a curated record. Bases 1 to 2088 code for a protein of 695 amino acids.
AUGUCAUCAUUACGCGACUACGGUCUCGCGGCCCCUCAUGGACCCAACAUGGACAGCCACCACGUCGCGACUGAGCAGCUCUACGCCAUGAGCCAGAACGAGCAGGGUGUUUUCCAAACCAUCCUCAAGCCUGACGACAGUUAUGACGAGCACGGCACAUACUGGGCCGACAUGCCUAUCAUGAAGAGAAUCGCCUUUGUCAACAAAGUCAACAACGCAGAAGCCAAGAAGGAGUGGAACGCGACAUGGGCCAUGAUCAAGAAGGACCCCCUCAGCCCUCUCGGCUACUACAUGCGUAACAUGGUCAUUCCGGGUAUGGGUCUGCUCCUCGAGGGUUACGUCCUCUUCUCCAUCGGAAACAUCAAGCCUCUUCUCCAGGCUGCUUUCCCUGCCUGCUGGAAGCACGAAACCGUUUGCAACGGCACUUGGAUCGCUGCUCUCGACUACCUCGAGAUUGUCGGUAUCAUCUGUGGUCAGAUCCUUGUCGGUAUCAUCGGUGACUGGCUGGGUCGUCGUUGGGGCUUGAUCCAGGAUGCGACCAUCAUGUUCGUUGGUCUUCUCAUGCUCACUGCCUCCUGGGGCGUCACCCAGAACGGCUGGGUCAUCUGCUACGUUUGGUCUCUGUUCUUCUACGGUAUCGGCGUUGGUGGUGAAUAUCCCAUGACUGCCACUUCCGGUAUGGAGAACGCUGUCGGCUCUGGGAAGGUCUCGACGAAGGAGGAUCGUCUCCACCGUGGUCGCAAGGUCACUUCAGCCUUCUUGAUGCAAGGUUGGGGUCAGUUCCUCAACCAAGUCAUUCUGAUCAUUCUCCUGCUCAUCUUCCACGGUUCUGGUAACCCGCCUUACUCCAAGGUCUCCUCUCAGUGGACUUACCGUGUUUCCUUCGCCAUCCCCGCCGUUGGAACUCUGUGGCUCGUCUACUUCCGUACCUACAAGAUGCGCUCUGCCUCCAAGGUUCUCGCUGCCGCCAAAAAGAAGUCCAACGUCACUGGCUACGAUACCCAGUCCUUGAAGCUCACUCUCACCCACUUCGGCCCUCGCCUCAUCGCUACUGCUGGUGCCUGGUUUGCCAACGACGUCUUCUUCUACGGUAACAAGCUUUUCCAAGCCGAGUUCAUCGCAGUCCUUCUCCCUGGCAACAAGUCUGUCAUGGUUGGCUGGCUGUACAACCUGGUCAACGUCGGUGUCUCGCUUUGCGGCUACUACCUCGCUUCUUUCCUGAUCGACAACAAGCUCUAUGGUCGCAAGUGGAUGCAGAUCGUUGGUUUCCUGCUUGACUUUAUCCUCUUCGUCGUUCCCGCAUUCAACUUCAAGUACUACACCAGCACAUCCGGAGUCCACGCUUUCCAGGCCAUGUACUUCCUGUCUUCUUUCUUCAACCAGUUUGGCCCCAACUCGGUCUCGUUCCUUGUUGCCGCCGAGGUCUUCCCUACUCCCAUCCGUGCUACCGCUCACGGUUUCAGUGCCGCUGUCGGAAAGCUCGGUGCUCUUCUUGCCGCUGUCCUCUACAACUACAUUGACACUCAGACCAAGUUCUACGUCGUUCCCUGGUUCGGUCUUGGUGGUGCCAUCGUCACCUGGCUUUUCCUUCCCGAUACCACCGGUCUCGAUCUCAAGGAGCAGGAGCGUCGCUGGGCAUUCAUCCGCGUCGGCAAGGGUGACGAAUACCGCGGUGUCGCCAUCCACCCCAAGCACUUGUCGGUGUGGGAGCGCUUCCGUGGCAUCGGCAAGAACUACGACGCCGAAAUUGACUACCAACAGCGCGUCGAGGAGAUGCGUCACGAGUGGGAGGAGACCAUGGCUUCCAAGGCUGCCGAGAAGGAAAGCAACAUGGACCCCGACGUCAUCGAUGACGAGGACUGGCACAGCGAUAUCUCAAGCUUCUUCACCCGCACGAAGAACGGUCCCCGUGGUGCUCAGUCUCCUCUCAUCUCCCCCAUGAUUCGCGGCAACGGUGGCAACAACAGCACUUUGCCUUCACCCAUGAUGCGUGGUAUGGAGAAGAGAUCACCCAUGCCCAGCCCCAUGAUCCGCGGUCAAGUCAAAGAAGAAGACGAGUCCGAUGAGGCCCUGAACGAGAAGAGGUAA